AUGCGCUUCAUCCCGCUUCUCGUUCUCGUCCCAGCGCUGGCUGCGGCCCAAGAGCAGGUUCCUCUUGCGGACCGCGUUCAAGGCUGGUUCAAUAAGGCCAAGUCCUAUCUGCCAACCGCGACCCCUGUCGUUCCUGUCGCUGAAAAGGUGGUCGAGGCCCCGAAGAGGGUUAUCCAAGAAAAGACCGUUACCCCUUUCAACGCAAGCAACUGGGUGUCACUUCUAGAACCCGCAACAACCGCCCAAGACUGGUUGGUUUUCGUCACCGGCGGGAACAAGACUUGCUUUGGUCGCUGUGGCAAGGCCGAGAAGUCGUUCAAUGAAUCUGUCCUCCUUUUCGCCGCCGAUCCGACUUCGCCCAACCUUGGAUACCUCGAUUGCGAAUCCAACCAGCUUCUCUGCUCCGCCUGGUCUGCUGGCGCUCCUUCGGUUUGGUACUUCAAGGUACCUCAAGCUCAAGCUGAGGAGCGUCCCUCCACCCCUCUACACAUCGUCUAUGUGAACUCGACCACCGUGACCCCCGAGAGUAUCUACAAAAUUCAUUCCGAGAAGAUCUACGAGGACAAGCCCGCCUAUGAAGGUGCAUUCCACCCUACAGACGGCUGGCUUGCUCAAUACGGCCUGCUUGUUCCCCUAGGCUACGUCAUCUACGGCUUCGGAAUCGUCCCUAGCUGGCUCUUCAUGAUUGUCAUCAGCAUGGCCAGCCGAACGAUGAUGUGA
Aspergillus calidoustus is the source of this 720-nucleotide messenger RNA. NCBI's taxonomy places the organism in Eukaryota, Fungi, Ascomycota, Eurotiomycetes, Eurotiales, Aspergillaceae. The record is from the annotation of a GenBank genome assembly.